AUGAAGUUCGGGAAAUAUCUCGAGGGGAGACAAUUGGAAUUGUCAGAAUAUAAUGGACACUUCAUCGAUUAUAAAGGUUUAAAAAAAUUGAUUAAACAAUUGGCUAUCCCUGUGUAUCCAAAUGCUGAGUCAAAUUCUGCAGAUUUAUUAUUGGAUCAAAGCCAAACCAGCAUUGAUAAUGAUGACGAUGUGACAGAUUUUAAUAAUCCUGUAUUUUAUCGUAGAUUACAAGAAAACAAGGCAUCUUUUUUCUUUAGAUUAGAGAGAGAAUUAGAGAAAGUAAAUUCAUUUUAUUUGGAGAAAGAAGCAGAUUUAAGAGUUCAAUUUAAUAUUUUACAAUCCAAAUAUAAUAACUAUAAAAAAUCUGGUAGAUUAAGUUCAAGGAUGGCUAUUUCAUUUAAGGCCAUAUAUGGUGGAUUUAUUAAAUUUCAAAAAGAUUUAAGUAAUUUUGAACAAUUUGUGGAAUUGAAUAAAACAGGGUUUUCAAAAGUUUUGAAAAAAUGGGAUAAAAGAUCACAUUCUCAAGAAAAAGAAUUUUAUUUAGCCACUGUCGUGUCUGUACAACCGAUAUUUGCAAGAAAUGAAGCUUUGAAAUUGAAUGAUGAAACAUUAAAUAUUUUGAUUGAAUUGAAUGAUGUUAAUAAUAAUAAUACUAUGUUAUUGGUGAGGGAUUCUCCAAAUAAUAGUAAAAAUGAGGAUACUGAUACACAGCAAUUAGUGGAACAUGGAGAUACCGGUAGGAUUAUAAGUAAUAAUAGUGUAUAUAAUGAAAGAAGCGAAUCUGGCCUAAUUGAUCAUAGAGAUAUUCGUGGUAGUAAACUGACACAAACAUUAAAUGUAUUGAAUUUAAAACCAAUAAAUAAUAAACAGAACAUUAUGAAUUAUUCAGUAAACCCAUUAGAAUAUUUUGACUGUGAUACAAAGAUUGAAAAUUGGUAUAUCGAAUUAUUAAAUAUUGCUAAGUUGAAAGAUGACGAUAGAAGAUCUAAAGCGUUGGGUAAUUUUACUGUCAUUAAGAUAGAACAAUCUAUUAAUGAUAGCAAUUUAACUGAUAAAGUUACAUUUUUAACUAAAUGUGUUUCCAGAUUAUUUCUUUUAUUGAUUAGUUCUAUCAUUGAUGAUGCCAGUUUACAAAUUUUUUACGAAAGUUCUAAAUCAAAUAUAGAUUUACUAUACAAUGGAAACGAUGAAGAAGAAUUUACAAAGAGAAAUAUUAUGCAUGAAGCGAUGCAUUCUUCUUUUCAACAAAGAACAUUUAUUAUUCAGGUAUGUAUGGACACUCUGGAGUUAGGUACUUUAAAACAAUUAAUUAAUGGUCAAGAUAUUUAUUUAAGAACACCAUUACAUUAUGCGGCAGAGUUAGGAAAAUUAGACUCUGUAAAACGCAUUAUAAAUUCAACUUUAGUGGAUACAAUUGAUGAUGUAGAUAACAAUUCGAAGAGUCCGUUAAUAUUAUCGAUCAUUAAUAAUCAUAACGAAAUUACAGAAUUCUUAUUAGUAUUUGGUGGUGCUUCAGUCGUUCCUAAAUUUACAGAACAAAUGGGUCCUCAAUUCUCACCAUUAUGUGUCGCUUGCAAAUAUAAUAAUUUAGAGGCAACUAGACUACUUCUAAAAUUACGUGAUGAACGUGGCAUAGGUUUGAAAGAUUCAUCAGACCCUGAGGCAGCAGAAGCAUUACAUAUCGUGGCGAAAAAUGGUGGGAAUAAUGAAUUGAUUGGUGCAUUAAUAUCUCACGGUGCAAACCCCAAUGGUGUAGAUAACUUUAAUAAAUGGACUCCAAUAUUUUAUGCUAUUCAGGAAGGUAAUGCCGCUUCGGCAAAAAUGUUAUUAGAUCAUGGUGCAAGAUUAGAUGUCAAUGAUGAGGACGGUAGAAGUCCUCUGUUUUAUACUCUUUGGGAUAGUCACAUUGGUGUAUUGAAUGCUAUUUUACCGUUUGUUAAUCAACAAGAUAAACUGGAACCAAUUGCAGAGAUUGGGCUGACUGUUAUGCAAAAUAACGAUUUACCUGAUGAUUUGGAUGAAUUAGAAGGUUCAUUGGAACACAUCCCGGAUUUUGAAUUACCUCCACCUAUUAUUCCUUUAAGAAAGUAUGGUCAUAAUUUCUUAGAAAAGAAGAUAUUUAUUAAAUUAGUAUUUAAAGAAGGUGUUAAAUGUAUUCAUUUUAACAAUAAUGACACAUUAGAAUUAACCCAACCAGGAAGAAUGACAAUUACAUCCAAUUUAUCUGAUAUUGUCCCUCGUAAUAUAAUAUUUUCUGUCGGAGAAAAUUCAGAUUAUGAUGAAUCGAAGACCAAGAAUUAUGAAGCUACAUUCUUAAUUGAUACGUUAGAAAAUUUCUCGAUUGAUUUCGAAAUUUUUGCAUCAUUUGGAACAAGAUUAUUAGCAAAGACCACAGCAAUGUCUCAUUUCUUCACUAAUGAUUUAGUAUCAAGUAUGAGAGAUGUUACACUUUCUUUAUUUGACCAUAGAUUAAAUUGUGUUGGUAGUUUAGAGGUACAAUAUCAAGUUAUUUUACCAUACCUAGCUAAACCGUUGCAAAUAACAAAAUAUGAACCUUAUUGGAAAUCUACGGGUAACAAUAAUAACAAUAGUAACCAUAUUUCAAACAUCAUGGGACUUGAUCAUCAAAGUGCUGUUUCGGACAAAACAUUUAAUUCAGUUCAAUCCACUAUUGUCACUUCUUCGUCACUUGAAGGUGUUUUCAUUAGUAUUAAAGUAUUUGCAUUGAAUGAUGGUACAAUUGUCGCUUCACCAAAUUUUUAUGUUGACAUACAUGGAACUAAUAUUUUGAUUAAUGAUUUGAGUAAACCACAAUUAGAAAGAUUAUGUGGUUAUAGAAUAGAUGAAAUCGAUAAUGAUCUAUCGUUUGCCGCUGGGAAUGAUGAUAAUGAAAAAAUUCUUUCCUUGUUUAAAAAGUUAAUUAGUUCCAAGAUAUUUCAAUUCGAAACAUUGCUGAAAGCUAUCCCUAAAUCCAUUCAAUUGGUGGUUCAAGUUUGUUUCCCAACAUUGGGAGAGAUCGCAAAUGUGCCAGUAAAGAUAUCUCCAUAUGUUACUAUAAAUAAAUUCAUUGAUGAUAUACUAUAUAUCAUUUUUGAACAUGAACGUACUCUACGUCAUUCGGGGCAAAGUAUUAGAUCUAUUGUUUUCAGUUCAUGUAAUUGGCAAGCAUGUUCAAUUCUAAAUUGGAAACAACCAAAUUUCCCUGUUUUAUUGAGAAUGAACACUUUAAGUAAAUCUGGUGAAAUAUUUAUUGGAGAUACGCCACAUCGUUUGAAAUCUGUCACUAUACAGAGAAAUUGUAUCGAUACACCAACGUAUAACGAAAAUGAAACGGACGUAAGUAAAGUAACUGACCAACAAAAUCGUUGUAUGGUCGUAGAUGACAACAGUCCUAUCUGUAUUCAUAAUAUGGUUAGGUUCGCUAUCAGUAAUAAUCUUUUAGGGGUAAUUAUUCCUUACGAACUUUUACGGUUAUGUGAAAUUUUAAAUACUGUUAUUAAGGGACAAGAAUUAUUACUAAUUGGUUCAAGUCAGGACAGUAAUGAUUUAAUGAAAGAGGACAAAGAUAUCAAUGGUCGUUAUUCUGACGCAGAAUUGAUAUUCAAUUAA
Molecule: messenger RNA, 3609 nt
Organism: Maudiozyma barnettii
Lineage: Eukaryota; Fungi; Ascomycota; Saccharomycetes; Saccharomycetales; Saccharomycetaceae
Gene: PHO81
Product: Pho81p
Exons: 1
Coding region: 1-3609 (1202 amino acids)
Biological process (GO): lipid metabolic process
Molecular function (GO): protein binding; phosphoric diester hydrolase activity
Source: RefSeq, a predicted model, not a curated record